Radiomyces spectabilis is the source of this 2863-nucleotide messenger RNA. RefSeq lists its product as uncharacterized. NCBI's taxonomy places the organism in Eukaryota, Fungi, Mucoromycota, Mucoromycetes, Mucorales, Radiomycetaceae. The record is from RefSeq and is a predicted model, not a curated record. Gene Ontology annotation, molecular function: ATP hydrolysis activity; ATP binding; ABC-type transporter activity. Gene Ontology annotation, cellular component: membrane. The transcript is spliced from 9 exons. The coding region runs from base 109 to 2529 and encodes 806 amino acids.
GAACAUGAUGGACGGUUAUGCACCAACAGAACGCUGAAUCGUUGGAAAUCGAUAGUGGACGAUCAUGAAAAUGUUCACGGUGUAUGUAAAAAAGCAAAAUGUGGUUGCAUGAAAGACGCGUUCAUGUGCGGAAAAGAAGUAGAUAUGUCGGAGCUCGUAGCCAAUGUGAAAGGACCCUCUGAAUGGUACUGUAAAGAUGGAAAGGAUUGCUGGUACAAUGAAUAUUCCACACUGGUCAGUGUUUUCCCCGAUAACAUCGCUCUCGCUUGCGAUGUCGGUGAAUGUGCCAACGAGCAGGAUUUUUUGGACGCUCAGCCUAUCGAACGUCAAUUUUCACGUUACACAGAAUCGAUGAUCGUCAGCGCCAUCCUCAUGGUGUGUCUCAUCAUUUUUGUCGUGACUAAAGUGACCGUGAAACGCCAACGCCGUUUGUACGGCAGCCAGCUUCAGUUAUCCGAAUCCGACGACGAACAAGAACUGGCUGCUGCCAGCAUAAGAGCCGAUCACAAGCAAGUGUUUCUCACCUUUGAUGAUGUUUGCUACAGCGUUGCUGGACGUGACAUCCUUUCGGGAUUAAGCGGCUAUGUGGAGCCCGGACAGAUGCUGGCAAUUAUGGGUCCGUCGGGCGCUGGUAAAUCGAGUUUACUGGAUAUCCUUUCCCGGAAACAUAAACGUGGUGUGACAAGCGGUCGCAUUCAGAUCAACGGACAUGUCCCUGAUCGACGUCAAUUCAAACGCAUGACAGGGUUCGUGGAUCAGGAUGAUACCUUGAUGGGCACCUUGACGGUGCGUGAAACCCUGAUGUAUGCUGCCAUGUUACGUUUGCCUCGAAGUAUGAAUGUCAAACAAAAACAAAAACGAGUCGCCGAUGUGAUGAAUGAGCUCGGGAUUGAAUCCAUUGCCGAUUCCAUGAUCGGUGUGCCCGGUCAGCGCGGUAUCAGUGGCGGUGAAAAACGGCGCGUGAGUAUUGGCAAAGAAUUGGUCACCAAUCCGAGUUUGCUGUUUCUGGAUGAACCCACCAGUGGUCUGGACGCCUACAAUGCUGGAAUUGUCAUGGCCUGUCUGCAACGCUUGGCAAAACAAGGUCAACGCACUGUUGUCGUCACCAUUCACCAGCCGCGCUCGAAUAUUUUUAAAAUGUUUGAUUCAUUGUUACUCCUUGCGGCUGGCCAAAUGGUCUAUUUUGGUGCGGUCAAUGACACGCCGCGUUACUUUCGUGACAUUGGGUUUCCCGUGCCGGAAGGAUACAAUGUCGCCGAUUAUCUGAUUGAUCUGACCAUGAAGAAGCCUGAAGAGACGAACCAGCCACAGGAAUCCUUGGACGAUGACGAUGAAGGCGAACAGCGACUAAACGAUUUGUCCACUGAAGCGGAAGAGUCGAGCCAACUAAUCUAUGAUGCUUGGCGUUCGGUAGGCGAUCGUACCAAUACGGGCGAUUUUGAUUUGCUUUCGGAAUCCAACCAUACCCAUCAACUUUUCGAAUCAUACAAAUCAUCGGCCCUUGCACGCGUGGUGAAAACCCGUAUUCGACAAGCGACGGCCGAUCCUCACCCUUACUCUGUCCGUGUCGGUGCUUCCUCUGACACUCCCCACGCCCUUUCAAUGGUCCAAUUCUUGCAUGAAACUUCACUUUUAUCGUCACGAACUUUUAUCAAUCUGUAUCGAAAUCCUUUUCUUUUCUUUGCCCAUUUUGCAUGCUCGAUCGCGCUGGGUGUGUUACUUGGCAGUUUAUUCUGGCAAGUGGAGAUGGAUCUGUCGGGUAUUCAAAAUCGUUUGGGGGUCUUGUUUUUCAUGUGCGCUUUACUGGGUUUUGCUUCCACCAGUGCUCUUGACAUGUUUAGCAAGGAACGUGUGUUGUACAUGCGUGAGCGAGAAAACGGGUACUAUGCGCCCUCAAGCUACUUUGUAGCCAAGAUUUUGUUUGACAUCAUCCCUUUACGUGUCUUGCCACCGCUGGUGAUGGGUUCCGUCGCUUACUACAUGAUUGGUCUGAAUCCGGCUCUUUACGUUUUUGGCAAGUUUUUGCUGGUGCUGGUACUGUUCAACCUAGCCGCAGCAGGUCUAUGUUUGUGUUUUGCCACCGCCUUUAAGAGUAUCUCCGCCGCUAAUCUCUUGGCAAAUCUUGUGAUUCUAUUUUCCAUGUUGUUUGGAGGGUUCCUGUUGAACAAAGGUAGGUUAAUGACCGAAAGGGAACCAGAUCGGGACGUCGGACGGACCACUGACUCACUUGUCCUUUGUUUUGAUCCGGUUUCUUUUAUAGAUCAUAUCCCUUCAUUUCUAAGCUGGUUGCAGUAUCUUAGUUUUUUCAACUAUGGUUAUGAAGCGCUCAUUGUGAACGAAUUGAAGGACAUCACGUUGCGGGACAAAUCGAUUGCGGAUAUCCAAAUUCCAGGUCCCAUCAUCUUGGCUCGAUUCGGGUUCAAUGGACAGGCCUUUUGGAGAGACGUGAUACGAUUAUGCAUAUUUAUCGGUAUCACCAUGACGGUAGCGUUUGCAUUUCUAAAAUACCUGGUCAAGGAGCGACGCUAAUCGUUGCUUGUAUCUGUACCAUCCAUGUAUACAUAUUGUUCUUGUUUUUCUUCUCUGUAUAUUAUUGAGUUUUGUAAUGUAAUUUAUCAAUGUAACAUGUUGCGACUUGACAAUACUGUGAUGCGUUUGGUUGUUGGAGAAAGGUUAUCACUUUCAUGUGCGUGGGAGCUGCAGGGGCCCUCCUGAACCGCACUUUAUAUGACCUGCAUAAAGCGAUGAUUUUCCGCUUGAGAAAAAAAAAUAUUGAUAUUUUGAUUCAGAUUAGGCUUCUUUCGUUCGAUUUUUUAUUUUUAUUUAAGAUUAUACUUCUUCCUUUUUCACUAUUUUCCACCUU